Messenger RNA from Terrapene triunguis (Three-toed box turtle), 3616 nucleotides. RefSeq names its product pleckstrin homology domain containing A5 (gene PLEKHA5). The record is from RefSeq and is a predicted model, not a curated record. The coding region runs from base 6 to 3509 and encodes 1167 amino acids. The transcript is spliced from 27 exons. NCBI's taxonomy places the organism in Eukaryota, Metazoa, Chordata, Testudines, Emydidae. Gene Ontology annotation, cellular component: cytosol. Gene Ontology annotation, molecular function: phosphatidylinositol-5-phosphate binding; phosphatidylinositol-4-phosphate binding; protein binding.
CGGCCAUGGCGGACCUGAGCGCGGAGCGGCUGUGCUCGCUGCCCGGCAACUGGAGCUACGGGAUCAGCCAGGGCGGCCGCCUCUUCUUCAUCAACGAGGAGGCGAAGAGCACGACCUGGCUGCACCCGCACACCGGAGAGGCCGUGAUCACCGGGCACCGCCGCAGCGCAGACUUACCCACAGGUUGGGAAGAAGCAUAUACUUUUGAAGGUGCAAGAUACUACAUAAAUCAUAAUGAACGGAAAGUGACCUGCAAGCAUCCAGUAACAGGACAGCCAUCACAGGAUAACUGUAUUUUUGUUGUGAAUGAACAGACUGCUGCAACCAUGACAUCUGAAGAAAAGAAAGAACGAACAGUAAGCACAAUAAGUGACGCUUCCAACUACAAUUUGACAUCAGAUUAUGCUGUGCAUCCAGUGAGCCCUGUGGGCAGAACGUCACGGUCUUCAAAGAAGGUUCAUAAUUUUGGAAAGAGAUCAAACUCAAUAAAGAGGAAUCCUAAUGCACCGGUCAUCAGACGGGGGUGGCUUUAUAAGCAGGAUAGUACUGGUAUGAAGCUGUGGAAGAAACGAUGGUUUGUGCUUUCUGAUCUGUGCCUCUUCUAUUACAGAGAUGAAAAAGAAGAGGGAAUAUUGGGGAGCAUACUUCUACCUAGUUUUCAGAUAUUGAUGCUUUCUUCUGAGGAUCAUAUUAAUCGCAAAUAUGCUUUUAAGGCAGCUCAUCCAAACAUGAGGACCUAUUAUUUCUGCACAGAUACAGGGAAGGAAAUGGAGCUAUGGAUGAAAGCCAUGAUAGAUGCAGCACUUGUACAGACAGAACCCGUGAAAAGAGUAGAGAAGAUAACUGAAAACACACCACCUCGAGAAGUGAAUAACAUUUCGAACCACAGGGUGUUAAUUAAACCAGAGGCACAGAAUAAUCAAAAAAACAAAGAAGUAAGCAAAAAUGAAGAGAAGGCGGCUUUGGAAGCUGAAAAAUAUGGAUUUCAGAAAAUUGGACAAGAUAAACCCUUAACUAAAAUUAAUAGUGUAAAGCUAAAUUCAGAAUACAGAACCUUACCAGUGAGCGCACUUCAGGCUGGACUCUACAGGCCAGUUCAUUUAAAUGGGUCUGAGAAUAAAGCUGUCAAUAUUGUGGCGGACACUGGAGAUGGAGGACAGCACAAUGCAGUUCACUCACAUAUGGAGUCUGAACGAGUCAUACAGAGAACUAAUUCAAUGCUUCAGUUGGAGCAGUGGAUUAGAAUUCAGAGAGGAAAGGGGCAAGAUGAGGAAACAAGAGGCAUAAUUUCAUAUCAGACGCUACCAAGAAAUAUGCCAAGCCACCGACCCCAAGUUGCACCCCGUUACCCAGAAGGCUAUAGAACCCUGCCAAGGAACAGCAAAACGAGGCCAGAGAGUGUUUGUAGUGUGACACCAUCAGUUUAUGACAGGACCAUAGGACCAGUAACAGCUGAAGAAAAACGGAGAUCCAUGCGGGAUGACACAAUGUGGCAACUCUAUGAAUGGCAACAACGUCAAUUUUACAAUAAGCAAACAACUCUUACUAGACAUAGUACUUUAAGUAGUCCAAAAACCAUGAUCAAUAUUUCUGAUCAGGUGAUGCAUUCCAUUCCCACAUCACCUUCCCAUGGUUCCAUAGCUGGUUACCAAGGAUAUUCCCCUCAAAGGACAUACAGAUCAGAAGUGUCAUCACCAGUGCAAAGAACAGAUGUAACAAUUGACCGCAGACAUAGGACGCAUCAUGCUAAGCACGUCUUCAUGCCUGAAAGAAGGUCGAUGCCAGCAGGUCUGACUUUACAGCCUGUUACUCCUCAGAGCCUCCAAGGCAAAACGCCAGAGGAGCUCACGCUGCUGCUAAUAAAGCUGAGACGGCAGCAAGCUGAACUGAGUAGUAUCCGGGAACACACACUAACACAGCUCAUGCAACUAAAACUUGAGGCCAACAGCCCAAAGAAUGAGAUUCUUUCACAUCACCUUCAAAGGAAUGCCAUAUAUUUGGAUCAUCAGAUGAAAGAGAAUGAACCUUUAAUCACCAUGGUUCACACUAUGAUUGAGAACUCGGCGCUAAGACCACAACUGUACCAGCAAUUGACACAAGAAGAAUGUAGGGGUACACUAUACAAAUAUAGAUCUGAAGAAUUGGAUAUAGAUACUAAGCUUAGCCGAUUAUGUGAACAAGAUAAAGUGGUACAAGCACUGGAAGAGAAACUUCAGCAGCUACACAAGGAGAAAUACACGCUUGAGCAAGCUUUGCUAUCAGCCAGUCAAGAGAUAGAAAUGAAUGCAGAUAACCCAGCUGCCAUACAGAAUGUAGUCUUACAGCGAGAUGACUUACAGAACGGACUGCUUAGCACUUGUCGAGAAGUGUCUCGAGCUACUGCAACUGAGUCAGCAGGUAUACAGCGUGCUCAGAUUCAGAAGGAACUUUGGAGAAUUCAAGAUGUCAUGGAAGGUUUGAGUAAACAUAAACAACAAAGAAGUUCUACAGAGGCAGGUACCAUCGGAUCAAAGUCUUUUUCAGCUAUUAAAUGUAAAAAUGAGGGUCCAGAUUAUAGACUUUAUAAGAGUGAGCCAGAGUUAACAACAGUGGCAGAAGUUGAUGAGUCUAAUGGUGAAGAAAAGACAGAACCAGUUUCAGAGUCAGAAACUUCUACAACUAAAGGUUCACAUUUUCCUGUUGGAGUUGUCCCUCCCAGAACCAAAUCACCAACUCCAGAAUCGUCAACAAUAGCCUCUUACGUCACUUUAAGGAAAAACAAGAAGAUAGAUCUAAGAAUGGAAAGGCCGAGAAGUGCAGUGGAGCAGUUAUGUCUGGCAGAAAACACUCGGCCUCGAAUGACUGUGGAGGAGCAGAUGGAAAGAAUAAGGAGACACCAACAAGCUUGUCUGAGAGAGAAGAAAAAGGGGCUAAAUAUUAUUGGCGUUUCAGAUCUGUCUCCUUCACAGAGCUCAUCCUUUGUUAGGGAUAAUCCAUUUAAGCUGUCUCAGAAUCGAAGAAAGGACGAUAUGGUAUCCAGUAACAUUAAGGAAUUAGAGAGUGCCAUAAGAGAGAAUGAUUUGGAACAAAAUCACGAAACUCCUGCAGAAGAAAUAACACAACUAAAUGCUGGAUCAGAAGAGCAUAAUGCAAAUUUUAUUACUGAGUUGACAAAAAGCGAUGACCCACUGUUACCAGACACGUGUGUUAUAGCUGAUCCAAAAGAAGGGAAUGCUGAAGAAGGAGUAGAAAAACAAAAGAAAUUGGGAAAAACACAUAAUGUAGAUAUCAGUCUGCAGAACAUGGCCCCAACUGCAAACCACAAACAUGAAACCAGUCCAAAAGAGAGUGAAGCAGCCAGUGUUCAAGAGCAAGAAGGGAUUAUUGCUUCUUUUGCAUUAGCAGUACAAUCUGCAAGAGAAAAUCAAACAGCAGGAAAAAAUCUGCCCUCUUCACCAGAGUCCCCACCAUCACCAGCUCUAUCAACGCAACCACAGCUCACAGAAGGAUCACAUUUCAUGUGUGUAUAGUCUCAGAGAAGUACGUCUGCUUUUCAGUCAUGCUAUUUUUCUGGGUAUACUGUAGUUUUCUUUGAGAAACACACACAGACAAUUUUAUUAAGUAGGGUGAAGGUAGC